AAUAUUGUUUCAUCGAUGGCGCCAUCAAUGUUUCCCACCUCUAGUGCAAAGAUGGCAAGACAAUUUCGUCCGCUACUAAACAAUUCGAGUAAAAGGCAAAAAUUAGAAUUAGGCGUGCAAAAUUCAGGCGAUUUGUUUAAGUCAACUAUUGCUGAAUUUUGGGGAAGUGACGAUGACGAUGUUAUUUUGUUAGCUACUCAACAAGCAGAGGAAAAUCAGCGACAGCCAGACAGUCCACGACAAACAGAGAAUGAAUUUGAAUUACGUCCAUUUGUAUCCAGUACACAACAACCGCAUAGAAAGCGGCUAUCAACUUCACGCCAGAGUCCUGCGUACCAGCCGCGCCAUGUGGCUUCAACGUCGCCUGAAGAUGAGACGAUCAAAUUCUCAAAUUCGAGUAAUUUUAGGCCCAAUAAAGAUAACCCUCUGUUACCAGAAGUUCAACAUGUACAAAAUGAGCCUACAAUUUCAAAUACAAGUCAUUGGGCAACUAGUCGUCAAGUAGCACAGGAACGACAACUUAAAUUAUUAAUGGAGCGCGUCGAUAUUCUCCAAAAGGAAAAUUCCAAAUUGCAAAAAGAUCUCUUGGAUCACAAGAGUCAAACAGGCACCAAAGAUGGAGAGGUAAAAUUACUCCGUUAUGAACUACAACAAGCGAGAAAAUUACUUCAAAUGAGUAAGAUGGAAAAAAUUAUUAUGGCUGAAGAAGCUAAAAAAGACUGCAAUAGAAAAGUCGCAGAUGUUUACAAGGAAGUGAUUGCGAAAAAUACAGAAUUAACUUUUACGAAUGUUGAAUUUUCUGAAUAUAAAAUUCGAAAUACGAACAACUCAUUCAAAAACCAACAACUUACAGUCUAUGAUACCGAUGAGUGUCGUAAUAUCCUUCGUGUGGAAAAUCUGUGCAUAACAAGGUUUAAUACACAAUUUUCUAUUAAUGCGGAAAAUAAGCUUUACGAUUUUUCAAAAGAAACCCGCACGCAAAAGAAACAACGAAGCUUCUUUGAAUUGGAGCUAGAGCAUUUGAUUUUCAUAAACGCAGAACUGCAGUUGCAAGCCAACACUGACACAAUGGCUAUGGACCGCGUAAUUAGCUCAGUACGUGGUGUAUUUAAAGAGUUCUUGUCAUAUGCUCAAACUUUGGAAUUACCAAAACACCAUUUAGUAUAUCCAUAUCAUCAUUAUGAUCUACAAUUUGAUCACAACACUUGCCAACGCCACUCAUUAAUUCAAACCGAGAAUUUGUACAAACUUGAAAGGGGUGUUUUAUUACGUCGCUAUAUAGCGACCUUGGCGUUGAUUUGUCAAAGGCAUGGCAACUUAUCUCAAACUUUGAUUAAAAAUAAAAGAGACAACUCUUCAAUAUUGCAAAUUGUCAUAGAGGCAAUAAACAAGUUAAGCUACUCAUCGGAAGUACUUGAGCAUUUCGGGGUUAUUGAAGCAACUGGGGCUUUUCUACACAGUUUACUUAGUAAUAUAAAUGCGGUUUAUACACACGAAACUCAAUUGGAUUCACUUUUUAACUUAUUCAAACAGUUGGUGUUUACUCGACCAAAUAUAUGGGUGUUUCAGCAGCUAAGUUCUUGUAUGUUAUUAUGUGCUUUACACGAUCAAAUAAUGGAGAGAAUGUGCACUGGCACUAAUAAUAAUUGUUUUGUGUCAGACAGAGUUAGAUCUAAAUACCGUUUUCGGCCAGAGUCUUGUUUAAUACAAGUUUACGCCGGGUUACUUGAACUUUGUUUUUGUGGUGACAUUCCUCUGAACUCAACUCAUUUUAAGUUGCUUCUAUCUAUAUGUGGAAAUCACGUGCGCUUCGUAUACCAAGGUUUUAUAUCAAUGCCUAAAUUUAUAAUGAAAAUGCAUCCAUUUCAAACCUUUGCUGAGUACGAAGGCCCUGAAGAGCGCUUAACGCCCAAAAUUAUGGUUACCUCUAGUACAAAUUCUAGCAACAAUAACAACACAGCAAUUCCAUCAAAAAUUGUUAAACCCGCAUUGGAACAGUUAGUCCAAGAAAGCAACUGCGAAUGCUACGUAAAAUUAUGUAUAAGUGUUGUCACACUUGUAUUUCAAAUGAUGUAUCAAUGGACACUACAAGUUGAAAAAUCAGAUGUUUCACACGUUGGGGAAAUAUCACAAACCGCAUUACAUUUGCUAAUACUUAUUUUUCGAGAAUACUAUCUUCCAAGUAUUUUUCGUGACUCUGAAGAAACGACGAAACAUAAUUUAUCGCUCCUUUGCGGUUGGUGGAAAGAGCAUAUGCAUAUUUUGAGGUUUCAAGACACGCACUUGCAUUUUUUGAAUCAACUGGAGGAAUUGCAAUUUAUGUUGAAGCCAAUGCAUCAUGAAGCAAAUCAUAGUAAUCCCGAUACUGACUUGGCCGACUGGAAAAGUAUUGUUAACAAAGGUGACAUGGUCAUCGACAAGUUUGAUUCGUCGCAAAGCGAAUUUAAUUUCAAUACUCUAUACUUACAUAAAAUGAAUGAAUUUUUCAAUAACUUGAAAUCGUCCGCUAAAAAUUAUAUUUAUAAAAAUUAGUCUUUCAUUAAUAAAGCAAAUUAUAUUGCGAAUAUAU
This is a messenger RNA of Drosophila sulfurigaster albostrigata, 2569 nucleotides long. RefSeq names its product ATR-interacting protein mus304. The coding region runs from base 16 to 2532 and encodes 838 amino acids. The record is from RefSeq and is a predicted model, not a curated record. Gene Ontology annotation, biological process: DNA damage checkpoint signaling; DNA repair. NCBI's taxonomy places the organism in Eukaryota, Metazoa, Arthropoda, Insecta, Diptera, Drosophilidae. The transcript is spliced from 4 exons.